AUGAACCUGGUUACAUAUUCCGACCCUGGUCAGAUUGAUAACAAUGUGGAUAACAACUCCAUAAUCAUGGUAGACAUGCAGAAGCAUCAACAAACAGAGACCACUAACAUUGGAUCACUGGUUGAAAAUCAAACCCAACUCAACCAAGCCCAACUACCGCAACCAAGUGUUCAACCACCAUUCAGUGGCAACGCCACAACUGCAGUUAUCUUCCCAACCUCCCCAUUUCCCACAACUGAGAGCACCUACACUGCCAAACUUGGGAUGAAGUUUCCAGUUAACUCCAACACUCAGUCAAGACCUCUCCAGAGCACCCAUGUUAUAAAAGGUAACACAACGAGGUCCGUUGGUUCAAAAGACAAAACAAGAGUCAACACAAGUGUCACUACUACCGCCGGGGCACAGGAAAAGGUUGUAAAGAAGCAAAAGAAACAAAUCAACCCUGAGGAGGUUGAACAAAUUGAUUCAUCCGGCUCAGACGCAUCAAACACAAUGGAUACAACCUCAACCACAACUACUACAAUGGCGAACGCAAUCAAUAUUGCACCAUCGAAUUCAAUCCCAAAGAAUAUUCCAACUACGAUCGCAUCAUCUAUCGACAAGAAAGAGGAGGAAUCCAUUGAUAGUCUUAAAGAACUGGUGGACAAGUUGAGAAAACGACUACACAACUGCAAGAAAGCAUUGAACGGAGAUUUUGACGUCAAGGUCAACACACAAUUGAAGUCUGACAUUGCAGAGGUCAUUAGAUCAGAGAUAUCCAAGUUUGGCCUCCCUCAACAACAACAGCAACAACAACAACAACUACGUACAGAUACCUGUAAUGGACAUGAGGAGCUGAUUGUCCAACUUGCCAAUGAUCUGGAGCAACACAAAGUCUUACUCACCAAAGAGUCAAUCCAACAAAAGGAACUCGCCAAGGAGAAUCAAGGACUGGUUCUAACUGUUCAGAAUCAAACUGUACAUGUAUCUGCACUGGAAAGACAACUAAAGGACAAGUGCGAUGAGUUUGAAAUGUUCAAGAUGACCAUUCAGGCCUAUGUACAGAAGUGCUCACAGGAGCACGACGAGGAGGUGGAGAAACUCAACAAGAAGAUUGUCAAUUUGGAGAACCAUUUGGCAAAGCAAAAAGAGCAUUCAAUCAAGGAGAUCAAGCUCUGGAUGCAUGGCGCAAAGUUGCUGCACGGAAAGUUGGUUCGACUCCAACAACCCAAUGCACUGUUGAACUCCUCCGACGUACUGGAUAUUGACACCAUUGGCAAGAGUUUCCCAGAGAAUGAACAACAGUACUUGACCGAAGAGGUUAUCACCACUAGUCAGGCAGCAGAAACAGUGGACCAACAACAAUCACAAGAGACAAACGCUCUCAAAGUUGAGUCCCAACCAACUCAAGACGACUACCAGUCAACGAUGGGCAAAUAUAUAAUGGACACAACAAUAACUCAAGACGAUGGUAUCAAUUAA
Messenger RNA from Acytostelium subglobosum LB1, 1461 nucleotides. RefSeq lists its product as hypothetical. NCBI's taxonomy places the organism in Eukaryota, Evosea, Eumycetozoa, Acytosteliales, Acytosteliaceae. The record is from RefSeq and is a predicted model, not a curated record. The transcript has 3 exons. Bases 1 to 1461 code for a protein of 486 amino acids.